Eimeria acervulina is the source of this 328-nucleotide messenger RNA. RefSeq lists its product as hypothetical. The transcript has a single exon. Lineage: Eukaryota; Apicomplexa; Conoidasida; Eucoccidiorida; Eimeriidae. The annotation marks the transcript as partial. The record is from RefSeq and is a predicted model, not a curated record.
GGAGACAGAAAAGGAGAGAGAGAAGGAGACAGAGGAGGAGACAGAGGAGGAGACAGAGAAGGAGACAGAAAAGGAGAGAGAGGAGGAGACAGAGGAGGAGACAGAGAAGGAGACAGAGAAGGAGACAGAGAAAGAGACAAAGAAAGAGACAGAGGAGGAGACAGAGGAGGAGACAGAAAAGGAGACAGAGGAGGAGACAGAGGAGGAGACAGAGGAGGAGACAGAGAAGGGGACAGAAAAGGAGAGAGAGAAGGAGACAGAGGAGGAGACAGAGGAGGAGACAGGAGGAGCUAUAGAGGCUCACCUUUGUUGUGUACAGGCGCCGUAA